This is a messenger RNA of Akanthomyces muscarius, 756 nucleotides long. RefSeq lists its product as uncharacterized. The transcript has a single exon. The record is from RefSeq and is a predicted model, not a curated record. Lineage: Eukaryota; Fungi; Ascomycota; Sordariomycetes; Hypocreales; Cordycipitaceae. Bases 1 to 756 code for a protein of 251 amino acids.
AUGAAGGCCACCGUUGCUGUCGCUGCUCUCGCCGGCGUCGUCGCCGCCUCUCCUCGCUUCAUCCCCAGCGGCCCUGCCCCUGGUCCCAAGAAUGUCACCACCGCCAUCGACACCGCCGCCGUUGAAACCAGCUCCGUCCCCACCGAGAUCUUCCAUCUGCUGACCCCCAUGGUGCCUCUUCCCCUGCCUCCCAAGACGAGCCUGGACAUCACUACCGCGUUCACCAUCGUCGCCAGAGGCGUGGACAAGCAUGCUCUUACCAGCAAGGCCCCCAACACCACCACCGCCACCAGCACGCACAAGAAGACAACCAGCCACGGCACCCCCAGCACCACCACCAGCUCUCACAAGAAGACGACCAGCCACGACAUCCCCGGCACCACCACCACCCGCACCCACAAGAAGACGACCAGCACCACCGGCACCACUCACACUUCCACCGUCGCACCCAGGGGCGUGGACACGCAUACUGUUACCAGCAAGACCCCUAGCACCACCACCAGCUCUCACAAGAAGACGGCCAGCCAUGGCGCCACCACCUCCUCCACCACCCUCCACAAGACGACCAAGCCAGCCACGUCGAAGACAACGACGGCGACCGUUCUCGCAGAGCUCGUGCCCACGGGCGGCGUCACGCCGCCUCUGGCCCGCAGAGGCGACUUUUUCUGCUGGCCUAUCAAGUGCCUCCCCCUCGACAGGGAGAACGGCCCCAAGGACAGGGAGAACGGCCCCAAGCGCAAGUUUCCGCUGGCCUAG